Molecule: messenger RNA, 1948 nt
Organism: Mauremys reevesii (Reeves's turtle)
Lineage: Eukaryota; Metazoa; Chordata; Testudines; Geoemydidae
Gene: NGF
Product: nerve growth factor
Exons: 4
Coding region: 1111-1839 (242 amino acids)
Biological process (GO): nerve development; nerve growth factor signaling pathway; regulation of neuron differentiation
Molecular function (GO): growth factor activity; nerve growth factor receptor binding
Source: RefSeq, a predicted model, not a curated record
AGAAGCAGUGUGUGUGAAUGGCUCAUCUGAUUUGGGAAAGUGUCCACAAACUAGGAUACUACGGUCUACGGAACAGCUUGGGCACCCCUUAGGAUUCCAUCUCCCAGUGGUGUUCAGGGUACAGCUCGGAGCAGAACCCAGACUAGAUUGUUCAGAGAUUCUUAGCUGUGCAGUCAGACUGGCCUGAUGGCAUGCUGCAUCCAACUUCAGCUCAGAGUCUGGAGGCACUAAAGACCUUGCCUGGGAGCAGCUUUCCAUUCAAUACACACAGAGGGACUUUCGCAUCAUUACCGUCUUCAGUAACUCCUUCCAUUUGGCAUCUUCGGCUCGCUUCUUGAAUCCAUCAGAUCAUCCAGUCCUGCACAAACUCAGCUGGAUGCCCACUACUGAUUCAUUACCUAACACACGUCUGUGUUGCCUAAUGCAGCUUUCACUGUCACUGGACUUAUGGAAUAACGUUGUUCCUGAAGAAUUUUUAGAAACUGAUUUUACAUUUUUCCACACCCAAACAGAUGUGCAUAUUCUCCAGCUUCCAGAGCGACGAGCCCCGGCCUUGUUUCUCUAUUCAGUGAUGUCUUGAACUUGAACUUGCUCACGACUGUCCGAAUAAAGAAGGGUGUUUCUCUACCCAUAACUCCCAGUGCUGUGACCAAAAUGGCCCCAGAGUAGCAGUAGCCAUUGUCAAAGAGCUUGAAAAAAAUAUCAAUGGAGAUACGUACUCCAGAGAACACCUUCUUAUCCUAUGGUCUCCACAUUAGUAACCCCAAACAAGUGCUUCAUAUAUAAUGUUCUAAUAACAAAUACCAAAGAAAUUAAUUAUAAUCCAGCCAUUAUUUCCUUGGAUUACCACUUUAUUAAGCACAUUAGUGCUGUUUGAAUGAGCUUUUCUGGAAGAACAUCUGGGACUCACAUGAAUACCUGAUGAGAUCUGUAUGAUCAGCAUUACAGUACUAAAUAUCCAGCAAAUUCAUUGUCAUUAGCAGCAUUAGAUCAGUAAAUACCCAUCAAGGUCAGAGUGGGCACUUUUCGUGUAGCACAAGUGCUUUCGGUUCACGUCCCUGUCACUUGUAGUAACCCUCAGUUUUUGUUUCAUUCUAGGUGCAUAGCGUAAUGUCCAUGCUGUACUACACUCUGAUUAUAGCUUUUUUGCUCGGCAUACAGGCAGCACCAAAGUCAGAGGACAAUGCUCCAUGGGGGUUUCCUGCAGGACCCACCAUUCAAAAUAUCCAUCGGACUAAAGCAAAUCACGUUCCCAAGGCAGCUCAACACACGGCCACUCAUCACCUUGCUGGGAAGGUAGACAGCAGAGAAGCUGGACAGGCAGCAAACAUCACUGUGGAUCCAAAGCUUUUCAGAAAGAGACGAUUCCGGUCCCCUCGGGUUCUGUUCAGCACGCAGCCCCCUCCAGUGUUGGGGGAUGGGCAGAACAUGGAGUAUCUGGACAGUGCAGAUUCUUUUAACAGGACUAUUCGAACCAAGCGGACUGCUCAUCCUGUGCUGCACCGGGGAGAAUUCUCAGUUUGUGACAGUGUCAGCAUGUGGGUUGGGGACAAAACCACAGCUACUGACAUCAAAGGCAAAGAGGUGACAGUGCUGGGAGAGGUGAACAUUAACAACAAUGUUUUCAAGCAGUACUUUUUCGAAACCAAAUGCAGGGACCCUAAGCCAGUCUCCAGUGGGUGCCGGGGAAUUGAUGCUAAGCACUGGAAUUCCUACUGCACCACCACGCACACCUUUGUCAAAGCACUGACAAUGGAAGGCAAGCAAGCAGCCUGGAGAUUUAUCCGAAUCGAUACCGCAUGUGUGUGCGUGCUCAGCCGGAAAACAGUGAGACCCUGAGAUGGAACAAACAUUCAUGCCCACAUCCUCCCAUCCCCCCUACCUCAGCCUGUAAAUUAUUUUAAAUUAUAAGGACUGCAUGGUAUAUUUAUAGUUUAUACAGUAAAGA